CACCUGUUUAUUUUGUCAGGUCAUGGAUGCAUGCACUUGCAAGAUAGUUUCAUACGCAGGAAUUCUUGUUAUCCUCUGAACUCAGAGGCGGCAACUCAUUCUCUGAAUUUUGUAACUUAUACAAAAAAAGAAGGCUGAGAACAGAAUAAGCACUAUUAUGAUUAAUCCAAGUAGGUUUAUUUCUGUGACUUUUCAAGAUUGGUGAUAUCACAUUCUGUUAUCGACAUUUGGUCUGUGAUGGCAUGGUUGGAAUUCAAGCACAAAUCUUUAAUUUGUUUGGUAUCUGUGAUAUGAUUUCUUUUGCCAUGUACAGCUGAUUAAUUUGUUCUCUGAAUUUGUUCGGUAUCUGUUGAUUAUUUUACAUCAUCUGGUGUUGAAACCUUGUACUGACGUAUGUUCAUGGGACGUCUGAAGCACUGAACCUGAACAGUCUGCAUCAAGAUUGGUGCGACACCGAGCACCGGUAGACAGUGGCCCUCCGAUCCACUAGUAUAGGCCGCCUUCGUCUCCACCCCGCGCGCACGGUCCAACAACCAGCAGAGAACAGCCUCCGUCGAUCCCCCGCGCGCCUCCGUCUCGCCGUCGCCGCGUCAACUGCCGGCCGGCCGGCGGCGCUGCCUCCGACGAGCUCGCCCGGCGGAAACAUGAUCGUCUGCGUCGCCGUCGUCGGCCACCAGAACAACCCGCUGUACCUGCAGAGCUUCACGGAGGCGGACGACGCCCUCAAGCUCCACCACGUCGUCCACUGCUCCCUCGACGUCAUCGACGAGCGAGUGAACAAUCCCAAAAAGAGUGCACCUACACUGAACGAGACAUUUUUGGGUCUUCUAUAUCCGACUGAGAACUAUAAAGUGUAUGGCUAUUUGACAAACACAAAGGUCAAAUUUUUAAUGGUUACGACUGAUCUUGAUGUGAAAGAUGCAGAUGCCCGAAAUUUUUUCAGGAAGUUCCAUGCCGCAUACGUGGACGCCGUCUCGAACCCCUUCCACGUCCCAGGGAAGAAGAUCGCCUCGAGAAGCUUCGGCGCGAGAGUGAGCACCAUAGUGAAAUCCUUCGGCUCGGGGACUGUCGGUUAAAAACCACAUCCUUCGCCUGAGCACCCCCCUCAAUCAAUCGUCCUGCGCUUUCCACCUUAACCGGCAACCUAUCUUUACCUCCAUUGUGUAUCACAAAAUGUAUGUUGGACAAGAAAUAGUUUGAUACUCGAGGAAGAAUAUAUAUGGCUGUUAUUGAUUACUGAGCAUCAUGCCUUGUUUCCCUUCUCCAA
This is a messenger RNA of Aegilops tauschii subsp. strangulata, 1267 nucleotides long. RefSeq lists its product as uncharacterized. The record is from RefSeq and is a predicted model, not a curated record. NCBI's taxonomy places the organism in Eukaryota, Viridiplantae, Streptophyta, Magnoliopsida, Poales, Poaceae. Gene Ontology annotation, biological process: endoplasmic reticulum to Golgi vesicle-mediated transport.